GGGGGGAGUGUCGUUACCAAAAGGAAGAGGCCCAGAGACAGGGUGGGCAGAACUAAUGGUGGCCCAGAGGGGCUGGCCUCUGUCUAAGUAGGUGAUGUCCAGCUACACCAGGCUUCCCUCCCACACUGGGGACCCGGGGAGAAGAUUCCCAUGGUGGGUCCCGCACAUCUCACUCUCCAUUUCUGAUGUGUUGGGCCAGGCAUGGCCAUGGGAGAGACAUGCUUGCUUUGCAGGCAGCCCUCUUUCCUCACUGCCCCACCUCAGUCCACUUAUUCUGAGGAGUGGUAUCCUUGUUUUAGCUACAUAUUCAGAGGAAAAAAAUAACUCUCUAGCCAGAAGUCUCUGUUUUUUCAUGGUAGAAGGGAAAACCUCUUUCCCUCCUUAAUUUAUAACCGAUUUGACAGGCACUUGGGGACAUUUGCCAAUAAAGGCAAGGCAGUGCUGACUUAGGUUUGGUUGAGGGUGUUACCCACCUCAUCUCCAGGCUCCAGGUAGCCAGCAGGUUUAUGGAACACCUCUUAUAUACAAUCACAUCUAUAGUCAGCCUGAUCUUAGGAAGCUGACCCCAGGCCAGGAUGAGCUGGGGACUCAGAGAUGGGUUGCAGGUAGCAAGUCUCUGGGCUGUGGCCUGGCCAGCCACAGGGACACAGAGCUCUCUCACCCCUGAUCUUACCUCUGGGAGAAGAGAGUAUGAACUAAGCCUCCCACCCCCAUACCACCACAGAGACAGCAAAGCCUGAUGGCAAUCUGCCCAUGUCCCCCAGUAGACACAUGCACCCCUGACGUCCCAGGGUGGCCCCAGAGAGACAGUUCAUGCCCUUCUCAGCCCUGCAACCUCACACCACGUUCCUGAACCUCACUAGGUCUCAGGCCUCUGAGCUUGAAAGAGGAGACUCAUCUCAGUUGGUAGAAUUGUCCACAGACUAAUGAGAUUGUUGCUAUAAAAAUUGCAGUGCACGGUAGACACUCAAUAAAUAUGAGUUUCCUUCCCAAAAAUGUGAAUCAAGUUCAAAGGAGCAGCCCCUGGAGUGGUAGGAGAUAGAGCCCCUGGUGUGAGAGUCAAGAAAUUAAAGUAGCAAAGGGGCCUCAGGAAAGGGGGAAGCAAGUGCUAACUGCCCCCAAUAUUUAUUCCCUUUCUUCCUUUUAAUAAUAUCACAUCAAGUUCUAGCUGGGCACCUAGCUACCCAGUGCAGGACUGCACCUCCCAGUUUCCUUUGCAUCUGCAGUGGCAUGACAUUAAGGUCUGGCCAGUGAAGUAUAAUCAGAAGUAGUAUAUGAAGUUUUGGGUUGUGCAUUUCAGAGAAUGGAGGCAUCCUUCACUUCUCUUCUUUCCUGUCUGAUGGCUGGAAUGUGGUCGUGAUGACCAGAGCUGCAGCAGCUAUAUUGUAUCAUGAGGUGCAGUCCGUGGGCAGAGAACAGCACAGCAUCAGACGAGAAGGAGACUGCAGAUCCUCUAUGCUGCCUUCCUGUCCUGCACAACUUGCACUUGAAGAGUCUCAUGAGAGCAUGACUUCAUGGUUUCUUGUUUAAGCCACUGUUAUUUUGGAAUUAUAGCUGGUUUCUUCACUAACACAGAGGGCUUCCAUGUUGCAGCCUAGGAUCCGGACUCAGGAAGAUUUAGUACAGGUCCUUUCUGAACUUUAGUGUCUUCAUGUAUAAAUAAGAUAGCGAAUAUAAAAUAUGUACAUGGACGUAGAACGUGGCAGCUAUUACCGUAUCUACCCUGCCCUCUAUGCAUUUGUUGACUAAUGUCACAAAUGUCCUGAUGCUACAGGGGCUAGAGUUACACAAAACAAGACACCCUAUCACUGCUUCAAAAAGUUUAGAAUGUAAUCUUCAGACCUAUGAGAAAGUUUACAUGUAGGAUGCCCCCAUUCAAUGUUCAAAGAUGGUAAAACAGUUGUCAGCAGAAAUUUAAAUUCCCUACAGACCUCAAUAAGCGUCAAAUAAGUACACCAAGCAGCCCGCCCUCUCUCCAGCAUCUGAUGCUCACAGUUAUCAUUUCCCUGUAAAAAGGCAAUGCUCUAGAAGAAUUUUUAGAUCUGCAGUGCAUUUUAGAACUUCUUCCCCUCCAAAUGCAAAACUCUAUCCUGGCACAGCCUGGGAGCAGGGUUUCACAUGAAGCUCAUGGGAAUGUUUGUAUCUCCAAGUUUUUCUCUAUUUCUCAAUUCUUGGAAAUUUCCCACAAUGUGAUCAAAAUUGCUGCCCCUGUGUGUGCCAGCACCAUGUGCCUCUUUGCCUCAUCUCGCCUCCUGCUCUAACGUGGUUCCUGCAGAUGGUUCUCAGGUCUCCAUUCAGCCAGGCUGGGCUCUGGCACUGGGGUUCCACAGCAAUGGGUGCUGAGCCCCUACUGUGUGCCAGGCACUGUGCUAUGCACCAGGGAUACCACCAGAACAAGUCGAACACAGCCCUGCCUACCCCCAGGGCCCUUCAGAGCUCAGGGGCUAGUGUGGACGAGUGGGAACUUAGGGUGUUGGAGGUCCCAGGGGCUGCUGGAGCCAGAGGAGAGGACCCUAACCUCCUAAGGGGUCAGCGAGGGCUUUUCUGAGCUACACUGAGGCCAAAACGAUGAGUGGGAAACAGUCCAGAGAAGGUAGGUGGGGGGUAAAGAAGGGCCUUCUAGGCAGUGGAUCAGUUAGCUUAUGCUGCACGACAAACAACCCCAAACCUCAUGGUUUAAAACAACACACCAUUGUUGUUUUGUGACUGUGAGUCAGCCAGGUGGUUCUGCUGAUCUGGACUCAACUUGGUUGAUCUCUGCAGAUCUCUAAAGCAUCCAUGGUCACCUGGAGGUUUGGCUGUUUGACCAGCUGUAGGCUGGGUGGCAGGGGUGACUGAGCUGCGAAGCUCUGAGCUCCAGUGGGCUAGCCAGGAUUGGGACUGCCAUGGCAUCACUUCCACCGUAUCCUGUUGGUCAAAGCAAGUCACAAGGCCAGCUCAUAUUUAGUAUAUGUGCUGCCGAAGCGAGCACAGCCAGCUCAUAUUUAAAGAGUGUGAGAGGAGCUGCAAAGUUGCAUGCAAAUGGACAUGGAUAUGGGCACGGGUGAGAAAUUGGGAACAUUUUUGCAUCCAUCUAACACACACACAAAGGAAACACAGAAGAAAGCCCAGCUCUCAACAUCUAGCCCAUUCCAAGAGUCACAGAGGUUGGACUGUGGGUCUCUAGGGAGAAAGGGGCUCCAUAAGCAGGACAAAAGAGGUCAAGCCUCCACACAUAGACAGUAGGGAGCUAUGAAGGGUGCUAGGCAGGAGAAGAGUGAUCUCUGAUUUCACUUUAGAACACUUUGAUGGCCAUCACCUCCCUCAAUCCAGACUCUGGUGCUGGAGAGUCCCUGGAAAAAUCCCAACAAUAAAGGAAGGAAGGAAGGAAGGAAGGAAGAAUGGAAGUUUGUUUUAAACCUGUCCCUCCAACUCCGACACCCUCCUCAGAGGUAACCAAUGCUAUUACCUUGGUGUGAAUCCUUUCAGACCUUCUUCUAUGCCUUCACUUGCAUGCACACUCGCACACACACAUAUACUUGCACAGACACAAAUUCUUUCUUCUCAGAAAGGGAGCGCAUAUUCCAUGGACACAUUGUGGUUCAUUUUCAUUCAUUCAUUCAUCUAUUUAUUUAUGUAUUUUCUUCUUUCCUUCUGUCUCUAUGCCCAAUAUGGAGCUCAGACUCACAACCCCAAGAUCACAAGUUGCAUAUGCUCUACUGACUGAGCCAGUCAGGAGCCCCUCUGGUUCGUUCAUUUUCACUGCUCUACACUACUCCACCAUGUGACUAGACCACAGUUUAUUUGUCUGCCUUUCUUUUGGUGGGUAGUUAGGUUGUUUUGAAUUUUUGCUGGGAUUGCAGCAAGGAUCUUUAUUGGUGUAAGGGUUUCUCUCAGAUUUAUACCCACAGUGCCAUGGGGGGUGUGAAUCUAUCUUUAGUUAUGUUCGAUGUCACUGCAUUGCUUUCUAGAGUGGCUACCAGCUUACCCUCCCAGUGGCUAUGUGUUUCUUCAUGUGCUGGACACUCAGCAUCUAUAGAUCUAAUUUAAAUACCUGUCAUUCUACCAGGUGUGCAAUAACCACCUCAUCCUUGUUUUAAUUCACCUCAUCAUUUCAAAUGGCUGCAGAGUUUUCUGCAGAAGGGAGUAGUUCAGUCAAGCCUCCAGUGAUUCAUGUGGAAGUUCUCUUUUUUUUUUUUUCUUUUCUAAAUAAUGUAGCAAUUGUUUCUUUUCUGACUACUGCACUUCUAGGACAGAGAAGUGCAAUUGCUGAGUUCAAGGGAAUACCUUUCCAAAGCAGACUGCACCCCAAUUUACACCCUUAGCAGAGGCACUGAGGGCCAGGCUCCCUGCAUCCUUGCCUACGCUGUCUUCAAUUUUAGUCAAUUUGAUGGGGAGCUAGUAUCUCAUCAUUGUUUCAAUUUGAAUUUUCCUGAAUGCCAAGGAGGUCGAGAAUAUUUUCUUGGGUUUAUUAUCAGCCUUUCCGGUGAAUUGCCUAUUCAUAUUCUUUGUCCAUUUUAUCAAUGGUUAUCCUUAUUUGUGGAGACUUGCUAGGCAAUUUUAUUUAAAAAUUGCUCAUUCAUCCCUUAAAAAUUCUUUCUUAUAAAACAAAACAAAAUAAAACAAAACAAAAGGAGGCCACAGGUUGAUUUGGGGGUGUCAGCUCCAGGCAAACCCCACCAGUGGGCCUCCAACUUCUUGAGAAACCAAGGCCAGCAGUGGCCUGGGAACAGGAGCAGCCCUGGGGCAGGUGGGAUUGGAGGCCUCAGUGGUCACCUCCCCAACCCAGGUGUGCCCAGUUCCCCAUCAGCAUCUCCAGGCACCGUGGAGUCAGAGGGUGCAGGAGGGAUCAAGCAUCUGAGCACCCAUCAUUUUGCCAUGGGACCUGAGACGCAGAGAAGUCAACUGACUCAUAUGAGGUCACCCAGGAGUGGGUGGCUCAGCUGGGGUGUCAGCACACAGGCAGGGUUGCAAUGCCCCAUCCCAGCCCUCCUGCCCCAAUCAGCAGCUCAGAGCCUCCCAGCCCAAUCAGGGGCUAAUUGGAGUGGUGGGGCCAGGCUGUGGAUAUAUAAGAGGAGUGGGCAGGCCUGGCAGCCUCAUGCCUGGGGAGGGGGUCAACUACCUGCAUCUGUGUCUGCAUCUACCCGUGCAAUGGCUCCUGGGAGCAUUGCCUCCAGUGACACCUCCACCUCUUCAGCAUCCUUGACCUCCGCAGUGGGGUCAUCUGGGCUGUCUGAGUCUGAAAAGCCAGGCCCGAGCCAUAGUGGCAUCCGAGGGCCACGCCGUCACCCUCCCGUGCUGCGCAUGGUUCUGGAGGCGCUGCAGGCCGGAGAGCAGCGCCGGGGCACCUCGGUGGCGGCCAUCAAGGUUUACAUCCUGCAGAAGUACCCAACGGUGGAUGUCCUCCGGCUCAAGUACCUGCUGAAGCAGGCCCUGGCCACCGGCAUGCACCGUGGCCUCCUGGUCAGGCCCACCAACUCCAAGGCCAGGGGGGCCACUGGCAGCUUCAAAUUAGUUCCCAAGCACAAAAGGAAAGCCCAAUCUAGGAAGACAUCCGCCAUGACAGCCCCCAGGAAACCCAGUGAGGCCAAGGAGAAGGGUCCCAAAAAACCAAGGGAGGCAAAGAAGGACCCUCCCAACCCAGGCGAGGUGAAAAGGGGACCCAAGAAGCCAAGAGAGGCGAGGACAGGUCCUACCAAACUGGAUGCAGCCAAGGAGAAGGCUCCCAAGAAGGGCAGCCAGACCAAAGACCAAGAGGCAAGACUGAGUGAGGCCAAGAAGGCCUCCCAACAGCCAGACAAGGCCACGCAGGACCUUCCCAGUGCCACUGGCCCAAGAGGAAAGUCAAAGGUCAAAGGCAGAAGGAGCAACCAAGAUGGUGAGGCCCACAGGAAAACAAAAGCUGGGAGUCAGAAUUCAAAAUCAACGGUCCCCAAGGACAAGAAUAGUGUUGCUUCUCCAGCCAAAAAGAAAGAAAACAAGGUCCUUAAAGAAGUUGUUGCCUGUGGGGCCAAGGUGGGGCCCAAAGCCAAGGCCACUGCUCCUCCUAGGGCCAGUGGGUCUAAGACAGUGCCUGCACCCCUGGCCAGGAAGACGGGGGCCCCCAAGGGCCCGAGAAAGCCCUGCAUGCCCACCAAGGCCUCGUCGUCCAAACUGGCCAGUAAGAAAACAGAAGCUGAAAGCUAGAGCUGGGGUGGAGAGAGACUGAGAUUCUGCUCAAGUUUUUAUUUCCCAAAAAACCAUUACUGUAUUUAUUUCAUUGUAACCUAUUUAUCAAUAAAGGUGUUUUUCCCCUCACAAAUUGGUGUGAGGAGAGGCUGAA
Messenger RNA from Felis catus (domestic cat), 6301 nucleotides. RefSeq names its product histone H1.8 (gene H1-8). Gene Ontology annotation, cellular component: nucleosome. The record is from RefSeq and is a predicted model, not a curated record. Gene Ontology annotation, biological process: nucleosome assembly. The coding region runs from base 4858 to 6165 and encodes 435 amino acids. The transcript has 5 exons. NCBI's taxonomy places the organism in Eukaryota, Metazoa, Chordata, Mammalia, Carnivora, Felidae. Gene Ontology annotation, molecular function: DNA binding.